Messenger RNA from Saprolegnia parasitica CBS 223.65, 765 nucleotides. RefSeq lists its product as hypothetical. The transcript has 2 exons. NCBI's taxonomy places the organism in Eukaryota, Oomycota, Saprolegniomycetes, Saprolegniales, Saprolegniaceae. The record is from RefSeq and is a predicted model, not a curated record. The coding region runs from base 1 to 765 and encodes 254 amino acids.
AUGCGCGAGAUUCACGGUGAGCACGUCACGUUUACCGGGUGCCGCAAGCGCUUCGACGACCUCAUGGCGGCCUUCGAAAAGGACGCCGUCAAGGCGAUGCGAGCGUCAGGCACCGAAGAGGAAGUUAGCGAGCGCGACAUGCUCCUUCAGGAUAUUUCCGACCUUACGGAGGCCGUGGCGGACAAGAAAAAGGCAGCCAAGGAAGACAAGGUGAAGAAGGUCGACAAGCGCGAAAACGACGGGCACCGCAUUCGUGCUGCGGCGCUGCAAGGUCUCAAGCGCAAGACAGCAGGCGGCGACGACCAGGAAUCGGACCAUGACGACAACGCCGAAACGCCAUCGAAGAGGUUCAAGCGCGCCGCCGCAGCGACUAACGACGUAGCGACCGUGGCGAGCGUUGUCAAGGACUUUUCCAGCAUGAUCGAAUCGACCAACAAGCUGAAGGAAGACGAAAUUGCCGCCAAACAAGAGGAAAUUGCCGCCAAAAAGGACGUGAUUGCCGUGAGGAAGGAAGAGCUCGCGCUCAGUCAUCGCAAGCUUAAGCGAAGCAAGCGCACCAGCUCGAUGAUCUGUUGCUUUGUAAAGCGGAACUUGUACAGACAAUCGGCCUCGCUUUGCGCGGCAAAGUUGAACCGUGUACUUGGAAUGGAGAUGGCCCGGGAGGUCGCACUACUGGCGAGCUGGACAAGAAGCAAGACGAGAGGAAGCGCAAGCAGUCCGUUGUCCAUUGUUCAAUCGCUGGUCCAAUCGAAAAUUUUGAAAUAA